UGGAUAUUACUCUUAUAUUGUAGUUUUUAGUCUCUAGUUUUAGCUCUUAGAAUCUGAAAAUUGGCCCAAGAACAUUUGAAGUUAGGGUUUCACUUGUUUUGGAUAAUUUGGCAAGAAAGGUGUACUUGAGGAAGAGUGUUUCCUUUAGGUCACCUAAGAGGAAGGUUUGAACUCUUAUUUGUGAGGUGUGUUGAAGAUUUUGAAACAUCUUCUAGUGCUAAUCAUUGAAUAGGAGUAAGGGUCUUUCUAUCUAUCCUUUAAUUUCAAGCGUUCUUUUUCUUCUUCAUCUCCAUUCUAUGUGUUGUUUUCUCUUUAUUUAGUUGCUGGAAUUUGCAUCUUAGUAACCAAUUUCGUGUGUUUGGUAGUAUUUAGGCUAUCAUUUGGUAUCAAAGCCUUGGUUAGGGUUGUUCCAAUAUCCCUAAAUCUUGGUUUUAGUGUUCUUAUUAAGAAAAUCCCACAAAAAGAGUUAAAAAAUCCAAAAAUCUCAAAAAAAAUUGUGUUGUCUUGUUGUUUGUUGUAGAUCCAAAAUUUUCAAGUUAGAUCUACAAGUUUUUAUUGUGUUUUGAUAGCUUUUAGUGUUACAUUCUUGUUCUCUAACACUAAAAGUGUCUAGAUCUAUUUUUAGAGUGAAGUUUGGUUGAAUUUGAGUUUGAUCCACCAUAGUUGUGCUUUGUUUGAAGCUUUUGAGGUGGGAUCUCGUUUUUAGUCAUCUUGUUUGUGGCAUUUUGUGGCUGAUUUUAUGUUGGUUGUGUUUGUCUUGGCUUAAGGAACCUAGAUCUAAAAGAAAAUUCAGAUUUGGAGUUCAUUUGCUUGUUGGUCAACUUGGUCAACACUUGAAUAUUCAUCUUGUUCAUCCAUGAUCUUCAUAUCUUAGUAAAGAAGAAUAUUCAAAGUGUUUGUUUGAUCCAAAAAAGGGAAGAAAGAGAGUGUGCUUGUUGUUAGUCCAAGAAUAUUCCCUAGUAUAUUCCUAAUCCGAAAGGUGGGAACCAAAGGACAAAUCAAGUACACUUGUAAUUAAUUGGGGGGACCGUUUCAUUUUAAUUUCAUUUAGAGUCUUGAAAGGGCUCCAAAUUGUUUACUUACCCCCUCAAAUCUGAAAAUUCUUCUUCCCAAAGUUGAUACUUGGCCGAAACAUGGGAUUGGGAAAUGAAAAAAAAAUUCGAAAAAGAGACAAUCAACCACUUAGUGCCACGUCAUCACUUGUGAUCAACCAAAUUCAUCUCUAAAAUUAGAUUUUUCUUAGUUUCUCUUUUUUGAUUCUAGUUCCUUGUGUGUUAAACACUAUCACUAAUUAGCAAACUAGUAACUACCUACUAGGUUGAGAAUUAGUCUUGGGUUCGUUUGUUUCGUGUCUUUGAUUUUUUGUGUACUUUUUUCAUUUUUAAGUCGUAGUAUUUUGUUGGUUCAAGUCCGUGCAUCACUUUAUUUGAGUCGUUUCAAACAAAGAUUGAUUCUGAAAGCUUCUCACCUCUUAAGUAACUUACCAAGUAUUGCCGAUUCUCCAACACUUCUGAAGCCAAGUGUGAGGUGAGGUUGAGUGUGAGUAAAGUGGGGCUUUUGAACUAACUUGUUUGCUCAUUUUGUAGAUUGUGCUGCUUGCUGUUUUUUUUUGUUCUUUUAGGUACAUUUUCCAUGGAAUCCAAAGGUACUACUUCCCAACCUUUGGGAAAUGAUGUUAUUGGAGCCUUGAUGGCUCAGUUUGAGGCCUUUUCCCGAUAAAUGAAGAAUGAUAAUGAUGCCUUGAAAAGUAAUGUGGAUUCUAUGAGGGGUGAAAUAGUAUCCUUGAAGGGUGGUGUGAUUAGAUUGAAAGCGAGGGUUGAUAGAUUAUAUCCACCAAAGUCUCCACAAAAUGUAAACCACCAAGUCCCAAAUCCACUUUACUAAAGACCUCACACUCCAUAAAAUUCCAUGCCACAAAUCCAAAUACAUUACCAAGGUAAUCCAAUGCCUCCUCCCCAAGAUCCACUAAACCAAAAUCACCCCAUACAACUAAGAGAAGAGAUGGUGAUAGAAUCGAAGGGUGAUGAGGUCAGUUUUCAAGAUGGAGAGAAGCUUGAUGUUGAGAUACAAGAAGAGUGUGAAGAAAAGAAGGAAAAGGAAAGGGAAGUCGCGGGUAGUGAGGUUGAAAAGGAAAAAAAUUGCUUGAUUGUGGGUUUUGUCCACAAAGAACCUUUAUCACUACCUAACUCAAAAGCUAGCAUUUUGCCUAGCUUUGAUUCUUCUUAUGUGCAGGUACUAGAAGAAAUGAUAAUCAAGAAGGAUCCAAAAGGAGUUCUACAUGAAAGCAUGAGAAAUGAACUAGAGGCUCACUUGACCAAGAGCGCCAAAAAAGUGGGCUGCCCAAGCCUUACCCGAGAUCUGAAUUUGAGGACAAAUUCCUUCAAGAUGGAGAGGAUGAUACAAGCACAAGGAGCAUCAAAAGAACAAGUAUGGUCUAAGGGUCAAGUCUUUGGAAUUAGCAAGCAAUUGAAGACUUUUCGGAGUAUUUUGAAGCCUUGGUCAAGAGAAGGAAGGAAGAAAACUUAUACACUCAAGAGGCACCCUAAGUGAAGGGCAUUGAAGGCAUUAUGCACUCCAAAACAAUACUCAAGAGGUGCCCCAAAUUCCCUCCCUCAUUAAGGGCAUUUUUGUCCAUUAAAUGUAAUAGUAUAAAUAGACCAUUUUACUUCUCUUUUCAUUAGACUUUGAUGAAAUUGGAUAUUACUCUUAUAUUGUAGUUUUUAGUCUCUA
Molecule: messenger RNA, 2730 nt
Organism: Capsicum annuum
Lineage: Eukaryota; Viridiplantae; Streptophyta; Magnoliopsida; Solanales; Solanaceae
Exons: 2
Coding region: 1909-2550 (213 amino acids)
Source: RefSeq, a predicted model, not a curated record